ACAAUUUUUAUAGAAUUAGCAAACGAAUAAAAUUUUCAGAUAACCUUAAAAUAUCAACCAAUUUAUUUUUUAUCAGAGGAAUCAUGACAACUUCUAAUAUCAAUAUUGAAGAUUUCAGUGUAAUCACUGAAGGGAAAGCUAGUAUUUUAUUUCCAAAAGAUAAUGCAGUAUUUUAUAAUAAAGUACAACAGUUUAAUAGAGAUAUGUCAGUUGCAGCUAUAAGAACUUGGAGCGAAAUUUUCUUGGAAGAGAAAGAGAAAAAAGCACGUAAAACAAAAGAGACUAGCACAGCAAUAGUACAAUCAAAGAAUAAUACUUUUACCAUAUUAGAGGCAUUAGCAGCAAGCGGUCUACGAUCGAUUCGUUACGCUAAAGAACUACCUAACAUUGAUUUUAUAGUGGCUAAUGAUUUAGAUGCUGAUGCUGUCAAAUCAAUUAACCAAAAUGUAGAACAUAAUGGAUUGAGCAAAGAAUUAGUCAGAGCAAAUCAAGGUGAUGCAUGUUCAUUGAUGUAUCAGCAUAUAGAAUACCAUAAACGAUUUGAUGUUGUCGACAUUGACCCGUAUGGAACAGCUUCGCCUUUUUUAGAUGCGGCAGUACAAUCUGUUCAAAAUGGAGGCCUACUUUGUAUUACUUGUACCGAUUUGGCUGUUCUCACUGGAUCAACUUAUCCCGAGAAAUGCUAUGCAAAUUAUGGAUCGAUACCUACUAAGGGAGAAUUUUGUCAUGAAAUGGCUUUAAGAAUUCUUCUCUAUACAUUAUCAACAUGUGCUGCAAGAUAUCAAAGACAAAUAAUUCCUUUGCUAUCUUGUAGCAUAGAUUUCUAUAUUAGAGUAUUUGUUCGUGUUGUAAUUUCAGCUGCUGAAGUAAAAAAAAAUUGCUGUAAUACAUCACAUAUUUAUGUUUGUACAGGUUGUAAAUCAUAUUAUUUGCAACCAUUAGCUAAAUUAAAGGAAAACAAUUCUUAUGUACCUAUGGUUGGACCUAUUGUUAAUAGCAAUUGUGAACAUUGUGGAAAUAAAUUUCAUGUUGGAGGUCCUAUAUGGAAUUCCUCUAUACAUGAUAAAGAAUUUGUUCGAAAAAUGCUUACACAUGUAAAAAAUUCGAGUACGGAGGUGUAUGGAACCCAUGCACGUAUGUUAGGAAUGUUAACAGUAAUUUCAGAGGAAAUUGAUGUUCCUCUCUUUCAUAGUAUUUCAGUACUUUCAAGUAAAUUGAAUUGUACAAAUCCACCAUUAAAGCAAUUUUGUUCUGCACUGUUGAACAAAGGUUAUAAAGUGUCAGCAUCGCAUGCAAUGGCAGGUUCGGUAAAAACCGAUGCUCCAAUGGAUGUUAUUUGGGAUGUAAUGAGAUCGUGGGAAAAACUUCAUCCUGUUACAAUGAAAAAUAUUGCAGAAAAUUCACCCGCAAGAAAGUUAUUAGCAGUAGAACCAAGUUUUAUCGCAGAUUUUAAAAUACAUAAAGAUGCCGAACCACCUUCAAGAAAAAUUAAGUUGGUAAGAUAUCAACAAAAUCCUGAAAAGAAUUGGGGACCUAAACCUAGAGCUUCUGGAAAACGUAAAACUAAAGAAGUUGGUAAUUCGGAACGGCAUGCUAAAAAGCUUGCUGAAUGAAUAUAAUUAAUUAAAGUUAUAACCGGCAUCUGCCAUACAUUGUAUCAAGUACCAGAUUUAAUAAAAUUACAAUAUAUUAUCUUACUAUAUAAACAAAUUCUAACUUAAAUAUU
Molecule: messenger RNA, 1726 nt
Organism: Rhizophagus irregularis DAOM 181602=DAOM 197198
Lineage: Eukaryota; Fungi; Glomeromycota; Glomeromycetes; Glomerales; Glomeraceae
Biological process (GO): tRNA N2-guanine methylation
Cellular component (GO): nucleus
Molecular function (GO): tRNA (guanine(10)-N2)-methyltransferase activity; RNA binding
Source: RefSeq, a predicted model, not a curated record